Fundulus heteroclitus (mummichog) is the source of this 1713-nucleotide messenger RNA. Its product is annotated as kelch repeat and BTB domain-containing protein 13. The transcript has a single exon. Gene Ontology annotation, molecular function: protein binding. The record is from RefSeq and is a predicted model, not a curated record. Lineage: Eukaryota; Metazoa; Chordata; Actinopteri; Cyprinodontiformes; Fundulidae. Bases 147 to 1658 code for a protein of 503 amino acids.
AUCUAUUUCCAGACCAGUCCGGCAGGACACAGUGGAGCUUCUACUCAUACCCGCGUAGUCUUGGAGGGAAAAUGGCUAAUCUGCAUUCAGCUCAAGCACCCAAUUGGGGCCUAUUUUAGGAAGAUGAGGUCUUGGUUUGAACAAUCAUGGAAGCGCCUGAAAGCCUGGGAAUCAGCCAAGAUAUUAAUGCCGAGAAUGUGACCGUUGAUCUGGAGGAAACGGAGGCAGACUGGGUGAGAGUGAGAGUGGAGGAAAGCUGGUUUCCUCUCAAGCGCGGGUUUCUUGUGAGGCACAGCGACUACUUCCGAGCUCUCUUUCACUCUGGGAUGAAAGAAAGCCAGGAAGAGGAGCUGUACCUGAGAGGAGGCGUGCACGCCAGAGGUUUCCUCAUUGCCCUUGCUGUGUGCAGGGAAGAGAACCCCGCUAUCAAGGACCCAGACGAGCUCGUUGAAGCCGUCGAGUGCGCUGCCUUCUUGCAGAUCCCCAGUUUGACUCGGCAUCUUUGUGACAUCGUCGACUCCGAUAACUGCCUCUUGCUUUACCACGCAGCUUCCAUCUUCGGAGUGCGCAGGCUGUUUCAGACCGCCGCUCUCUUCCUCUGCGACGCUUUCGACGACCUCAAGGAAGAAGCCGAAAGCACAAUCCCUCAAGAGCUGCUCGAGUACGCGCAAACGCUCUCCCCUGCAAGUUACAUCGCGAUAGGAACUCACACGCCGUCAAUGGAGCUGCUGCAGGACUCUUUCAGGGUCGUUUGCUUCCUUGACGAAAAGGAUGGGGAGUGGAGGCAUCUGACGAACCUGCCGACUGAUUGCAGUACCUCCAUGGCCGGGGUGGCGGUGCUUGAAAAUCGGCUGUACAUCGUUGGAGGGGUCUACGGCUACGGUAAGGACACAGUGGACAGCAGCUUCUGCUACAACCCCGACUCGGGGAUAUGGACAACUCUUCCAGGUCCACAGCAGCCGAGGUACGACUUUACGCUGCUUGGGCACGAGGGGCAGCUGUACGCCAUCGGUGGAGAAGCUCAAAAGAGAAUCAUUUCGACCGCGGAGAGGUACGACGCCGAAAAAGGAGACUGGACCUUUAUACGACAUGCACCCAGGCCCGUAGCGUCCGCAGCUUGUGCCGUUGCCCGUCGGCGGAUGUUCGUUUGCUUUUGGAAACCGCCGGACACGACAGACAUCUAUGAGUACAUGCCACUGAAAGAUGAGUGGAGUCUCACCACCACCAUGACCAGACCUCAAAGCUAUGGCCACUGUAUGGUGGCCCACAGGGACAAUUUGUACGUGAUGAGGAACGGGCCUUGCGAUGACUUCCUGCGCUGCCUGAUGGACUGCUACAACAUCUCGACCGGCCAGUGGACGGCCAUGGCCGGACAUUACAUAAACAGCAAGGGGGCGCUGUUCACUGCGAUGAUAAGGGGGGACUCUGCGUUUACAGUGAAACACAUGUUGACGCUUGAGUACACAGUCGCAGCGGAUGCCUGGAAGCCCCGCAGACAGAUGAAGGGAUUCCCAAAGAGUGGUUCGCUGUUGACUUGUCUGCUCAGGCUCCCCAAGACUGGACCAGUUACACCAAAACUGGAUGUGGAUGAGAGACAAAGAGAAACUGCUUUGCCAGACAUAUCAGAGAGAUUUGUAGACGCUAUGCAGCAGAUAUGAAGUUACUCCAAACAAUGUGAGAGUGAUUAAAAGUCGAAAAGAUGAAAAACUUGAA